GUGAUAAUUGCAGCCACAGAAUUUGAAAUACCAAAAAAUCUUCAAGAACAGUUGGAAAGAACAAUAGACCAUGUGAAUAAGACACCAGAAAAGUUAGAACUCAAAGAAGUCAAGGAAUAUCGCAAUAAAAUUGAUAAACAACUUGAAUAUUUUAAAGAUUUUGAUAAAAAGGCACUGAAAUGCGAUGAUUUUGAUGAAAUGAUCAAUUUAGCAUAUGAUAUUCUUGUCAAUUUUGUCAGUUUAAAAUCAGAAAAUUUAAAAAGUACUUGCUCGAAUGAAAUGAAUUCAUUAAUUAGUGGAAUUGAUGAAUAUUUGCCCAAAUGGAUUAAUAGCUGUAUUGAAAUUACUAACAGAUUUAACAAAUUUUACGAUGAGCUUAGUAAUUUUAUUGCCGACAAUAAUAUAAAAGAUAACCUUUUAUUUUUUGAGAUUCAAGAAGAGUUGUUGACUAAAGUCGUUGAAGUUAAAGAAAAGUUACGUAAAAAACCUGGCAAAUUGAACAAUAUAUUUUCCUCCAUUAAAAGUCUUGAUGAAAAGGAAAUAUAUCUUGUAAUUGGAUUAAAACUAUUAUAUGAUUUAACUAUUGAAUUGGAGUGUGCAAGAAGUAGAUUUAAGCUUUUGAAUCCAGAAUUUAUUAAAGAAAUAUCAGACUUUUGGAAAGAACUUACAUAUGAACUGCAAUUAAGAAAGGAAUUGGUGAAUAUUUUUGAAGAUAGUAAAUGUGAAUCUUAUAUAAGGGAAUCUUGUCACCAUUGUAUUGUAGAAAAUUUGUCAAAAAUAGGUUGUUUAAUUAAUAAUUUUGUUAGAAACAUUACAGCCAAAAAGAUUGCAAAUACUGAAUAA
Cetraspora pellucida is the source of this 843-nucleotide messenger RNA. The record is from the annotation of a GenBank genome assembly. Lineage: Eukaryota; Fungi; Glomeromycota; Glomeromycetes; Diversisporales; Gigasporaceae.